GAAUGCUCUGCGCAUCAAGGAAGUUACACAUGUGCAGUUCUGCAACGGAGGGUUGUUCAAAUUUAUACCUGUAGAGAUUUUUCUUAGCUAUACUGAUCAAGUAUAAUUUUUAUAAUUAAUAAGACCUUUCUGUCGGUAUAGCACUGUGCUUUUUAACUGAUAGACAUACAUGGAUCGCGGCAGUGAUCCGGAUGACGCGGGAAGGGCGUUAAGCAGCUCGCCUGGCUCUGCACGGGACCUUACGGACUCCGCACAAAUGGACCGCAACCCCUCGCCACCUCCAGACCUGGACGGGGCUGAAUCUGGGGAGGAAGGGGAUGCCAUCGGUGAGACUGUCUACAGCAAACACUGGCUCUUCAGUACUUUGACCCGGCUGGUACAGUCUGUGACAGAGCAGGAGGAAGGUGAGCAGGAGAGCCAGGUGGAGCUGUCUGAAGAAGAGGAGGAGGAGCUCUGUAAGAUCUGGGACAUGGCCAUGGAUAAGGAUGUUGCUGGCUUCCUACAGGAGUUCAAGGCUCCCGAUAUCCUCCUUGGAGUGAUUGCUAAGUCCCGGAAUCCCCGGCUUACAGAAAUCUGUGUGGGUAUCCUUGGGAACAUGGCUUGUUUCCCCGACACGUGUCUGACUCUCAGUCAAAAUGAGGAUCUGGGAUCAGUGCUGCUACUCCUUCUUGGAGAUGCUGACCCACCAACACUGCUGGAAACAAGCAGGUUGCUGCUUACCUGUCUGUCCCAGUCUGAUGUCGCCCCCCUGUGGCUGGAGCGAGUGCGUCAGCAAAAAUCUGUUUACCCCAACCUGUGUUUCAUCAUGUGCAGCUCUACAAAUAUGGACCUCCUAGUGAAGGUCGGGGAGUUGGUGGAUAAGCUCUUCGACCUUGAUGAAGAUCUUAUGAAAAGUUGGAUCACAGCCCAGCCCAGUGAAGGUGAUCCUGACAGCCAGCUUCACAUCUCUACCUCUCUGCUGGAAGCCACCAAACAGCUUAGGACGGAGAGUCUGGAUAGCCUGGAGGUGUACCUGCAUGCAAUCCAGCUGCUCACUACGGUAGAUGAAGGAGUCCAGGUAUUUCUGGCAGAGGGCGAGGGACUAGGUAUGGAGGCCUGGAACGUUUUGAAGGGGCUGGUGUGUGAAGACCUUUGCCAGAUGGAUGACCCUCCAGUGAUUUUGCAGGAGCAGAAGGGCCUGCUAGCUCCUGCACUGGCUGUGCUGUCCACUCUGUUUCCCCGAUAUGGGCACCAGGGCGGCGACAUGGAGCAAAACCUGCCUCUUAUAGGGAGUCUGCUGCGGGUGCUGCAGUACUUACAGGCCUGCCAGCAGAGGGAGCUUGGCAACCACACUGACUCUGAGGCGAGUAAGGAUGAAGGGGAGGAAGAGGAUGUGCAGCUACAGGCCCUCAAAGAAACUACUGCCGAGUUCCUCGCCAGCAUUCUCACUGAUUUAACAAAAAGUGCGAUGGCCGAGCUGGUGAAGAGAGGAUACCUAACAGCAGAAACCUGUUUGCCUUUGGCAAACAGCCUGUUACCACAGCACAGGACUGCAGUAGAUCACAUGAUGGCCGCUCUGUCAGAAGAGGAGCCCAAGCUGGUAGAUGUGUUGAAGGGGAAACUCCCCGCCGCCAGGCCCUGAGCAGCCAUGCUGCUCGGCUCCUCCCCCCUUGCGGUCACAUGAGUCGUGCCAUCUGCUUUGCCCUCUGCCCCCACUGGUUGCUUGGGCAAACCUCUCCGGACUUCAUGCAGCGCAGCAUGGAGCUGAGUUACGGUGCCGGCCAGCCAACCAGCCGCCCCACAGGCUGUCCGCAUAGACGGCCCGUGUGAAUCGUGUCACACUCUCAGUCUAGCAGUGAGUGCACUGGCAGCGUAAAUAUGAGCCCGCUGUGUAAAGGGACAGCAUCCAGCAUCACGCUUAUACUGCCCAAGGUUUUCCACAGACUAUUCCCUCAUGACGGCAGUGUUUUGUCUUCCAAGCUCUUUUUUCCCCAGGAACUAAGGUUCUCUGACACCUGUGCUGUGAUCACUAGUGUUGUGAUGUGAGACUUGGUGUAUAAAGGAAUCAUCUGCUCAGAUAGACUUUUCUGGCUCUGCUUACUGUAGGCCAUAGAGGAACAGGACUGAAGUACCUACAGACAUCAUAUUAUUUAGUGUGUUUGUGUUUACACUGGCUUUGAAUCUCGGUUUGAUGGUAGCUGCAUGUAGAGAUUUGGUCUUUUAUUUCAGAUUAUUUCUUUAUGACUUCAUUAAAAGUAGCGUCUUUCUAAUAAAAGUUUUUCUAUAAGA
Messenger RNA from Brienomyrus brachyistius, 2268 nucleotides. RefSeq names its product serum amyloid A-like 1 (gene saal1). The transcript has 13 exons. Lineage: Eukaryota; Metazoa; Chordata; Actinopteri; Osteoglossiformes; Mormyridae. The record is from RefSeq and is a predicted model, not a curated record. Bases 170 to 1621 code for a protein of 483 amino acids.